AUUAGUGGGCCUUUUGAAGAUGCAAGAUAUUUAAACAACUUGUCGUUUACAAACCAAUAGCAGUCUCAUAGUUGUCUCAUAGUUAGAAUGAAUACGUUUAGUUUACUGUUUCAAGUCGUGAUUGCAAUUGUGGCGGUCAAUUGCCAGCAACAAUUUGUGCAACAAUUUCCAACACCUUGCUCUGGAAAUGUUGUUGGUCAAUUCGACCAACAAUUGUUGGACUCACAAUCCGGUGCAGCUGCUUCAGCUAGUGCAAGUUCAGACUCCAGCAGUCAGAACUCAUUGUUUAGCAACAAUGGUCAAUUAGUUACUGGACCAGGUGCUGUUUCUGGACCAAUUGUUGGAGGUAUUGGUGGUCCAAUCGGUGGUCCACUUGCUGGAUCAAUUGGUGGACCUCUGUCUGGACCACUUACUGGACCAAUCGGUGGUGGCCCAUCAGCUAGUCAAUACAAUUAUGCUGCUGUAGACCCUAGAGCUCAAAGUUCUCAAGUUUCUCAAUCAUACUUCUCGAACAAGGGUGAAAUUCUUGUUCAUCGACCAGCUCCAAUUGUUGUAAAACGUCCACCAACCAAGGUUCUAGUCAACCACCCUCCUCUAGUUGUUCGACCAGCUCCAGUUGUUUUGCAUAAGCCCCCACCAGUGAUUUUGCGCAAGGUAUUCAUCAAGCAACAACCUCGCCCAGUUAAGGUUGAGCCAGUCUACGUCAAUGUCGUGAAACCACCAGCAGAGAAAUAUUACGUUAACGAGAAGGCAUCCCAAGGACCUGCUGGUGUUGGUUAUAAUCAGUUACAAAAUGGACCAGCAUACUACUCAGGACCAGCUCAAUACGGAGCCGGACCAGCUCAGUUCGUUACCGGUCCAGGCCAAUAUGCUGCUGGACCAGCUCAGUUCGCCGCAGGACCAGGUCAAUUCGUAGCCGGCCCAGCUCAAUUCGCCGCCGGACCAGGUCAAUUCAUUGCUGGACCAGGUCAAUUCGCAGCUGGACCCGGUCAAUACUUAGCCGGCCCAGCCCAAUUCGUAACUGGACCAGGUCAAUAUUCCUUCCAAAACCAACAGGGUCAAUCUCAAGCCCAAGCACAGGCACAAGCUGACGCACAAGCUCAAUCACAAAACCAACAACAAUUUGAUUUGCAAUCCGACACAACAAACUUCCAAUAUGGUCCCCAAGUCCAACCUCCAUGUGGUUGUAAUAACUAAAAUUUGGAACUGAAAAUAUUGAUGUGUUCUUUUGAACAUAGGAAAUAUUUUUAGGGAAAAAUAGUAUUUAUACAAACGAAAUUCCUUAAAUAAAAUGUAUUUUCAUUUUUUUU
Episyrphus balteatus (marmalade hoverfly) is the source of this 1310-nucleotide messenger RNA. It is a transcript of the gene Cp38, whose product is annotated as chorion protein S38. Bases 88 to 1197 code for a protein of 369 amino acids. The record is from RefSeq and is a predicted model, not a curated record. The transcript is spliced from 2 exons. Lineage: Eukaryota; Metazoa; Arthropoda; Insecta; Diptera; Syrphidae.